Molecule: messenger RNA, 567 nt
Organism: Anisakis simplex (herring worm)
Lineage: Eukaryota; Metazoa; Nematoda; Chromadorea; Rhabditida; Anisakidae
Source: the annotation of a GenBank genome assembly
AUGGAGCUGGAUGAAUUGCGCGCCGAGAUCGCGCGGUUGUCAUCGGCGCUAGAAGAGGCAUCCGCAGCUAACAUAAAGGCGGGGGAAUACGGUUUACAGAUACUCGAUGAAAAGCAACAGUUGGAAGUGAAAUUGGUUCAGCUGCAAGCACAGUAUGACGCAGCAAAAGCCGAAGUUGACGCCACAAAAAAGGCAUUGGCACAGUUUCAAUCACAGCAAAAAUCAGUUGUAAAAUCAGAAAUCGAUCAUGAAGAAAGUCUUCUGGAAGAGACUAUGAAUAGGGAACAAGAAUACGUGUCACGAAUUGCAUCAUUGGAGUUUGAACUGAAAAGCACACAACAGGAACUGGAGAGGUACCGAUCCGACUUGGAUCGGCUUCAAACACUUCACACAAGUGCCUCAGAAACAGCGCUUGACCUUGAUACACAGAAAAAACAUUUGAAAGAGGAGCUGAGAGAGUUGAAGCUUCGUGAGCAAAGGCUACUCAACGAUUACUCGGAGCUCGAGGAAGAAAAUAUCGGCCUCCAGAAACAGGUGAAUUUUCCACGAUACAAUACAUUAUUAUAG